CACAGCUAGUGACGAAGUGAAGCCGCACGAAUCCUGAUUGCAGCUUUCUGAUAUAUUGGCAUUGAAAUAGGAUAUUUCCUUGUUGUUUAUUAUAUAAAAGCAGAACCGCGGAACCAUGGCAGCCCAGAAGAUAAACGAAGCCCACGAACAUAUCGCCAAAGCUGAAAAAUACUUAAAAACCAGUUUCAUGAAGUGGAAACCCGACUAUGACAGUGCAGCUUCAGAGUAUGCAAAAGCAGCUGUUGCUUUUAAAAAUGCAAAACAAUUAGAUCAAGCAAAAGAAGCCUACCUGAAUGAAGCCCAGGCACAUACAGAUAACAGAGCUCUUUUCCAUGCUGCAAAAGCAAUUGAACAAGCAGGCAUGAUGUUAAAGGAGAUGCAACGAAUGCCUGAAGCAGUUCAGUAUAUUGAGAAAGCAAGCAUGAUGUAUGUGGAGAAUGGUACACCAGACACUGCAGCAAUGGCAUUGGAUCGGGCUGGCAAAUUGAUAGAGCCGGUAAACCUGGAAAAGGCAGUGGAACUAUAUCAACAGGCUGCGUCUGUGUUUGAAAAUGAAGAUCGUUUACGGCAGGCGGUGGAACUAUUGGGAAAAGCCUCCCGACUGCUGGUCAGGGCUCGCAGAUUUGAUGAAGCUGCUGUAUCCAUACAAAAAGAGAAGGACAUGUAUAAAGAAAUAGAAAAUUAUCCUACAUGCUUUAAGAAAACAAUUGCACAAGUGCUUGUUCACCUUCACAGAAAUGACUUUGUUGCAGCAGACAGAUGUGUCAGAGAAAGUUACAGUAUCCCAGGGUUCAACAGCAGUGAAGACUGCGGUGCAAUGGAGAAGCUUUUAGAAGGCUAUGAUCAGCAAGAUGAGGACCAAGUGUAUUCCGUGUGUAACUCUCCUCUAGUCAAGUACAUGGAUAAUGAUUAUGCCAAAUUGGCUCUGAGUUUAAGGGUCCCAGGUGGGGGCAUCAAGAAGAAAUCUCCUGAAACUCCCAAGAACGGAGCUGGGGGCUCAGGAGUGGAGCAGGAAGAUGAUGAGUAUUCCGGGGGACUCUGCUAAUCCUGAACAUGCCGUAAUCUUUCAGAUACUACUUUACAUUAAGACAUUUGCAGACCAGCAACAGCGCCACGUAUUGGCAGAACCUUGAACGCCUCUUAAGGUUAAUUGCAGGGGUACAACAGAUAUACACACAUUUAAAUAUUAUAAGUGAGAACAUAUUUAAUCAUUGUUUGCUGUUCUGUGAGAAACAUGAUCAGAGCAAACCAUGCUUGCCCAUUGUGAUUGAAUAUAAGUAUAUACACACCAUUAUUAAACAAAUAUAUUGUGCAACACUUUUCGCAAUGUUAUAUCUCAAAAUAGGUCGAGACCUAUUCAAAUAAUUGUAUUGUUGAAUUCUACUCGGCGCCAGGAAGCUCAAUUAAUUAGCCCAUGGAUAUCUAACUAGUUGGAAAUAACCAUGGCUCCUGUGUUUCCUGGUAGCAGCUGUACACUUGAUAUUUGUUAUAUCUCUGCCAAGAACAUAUCAUUCAAGUUUUUGCCAAUGCAGAGCCAAGAAAAGUAGUAAGUGGAUUAGUGGCCAGCCAUCAGUGUUAAGUAUGUUUUCCUCCUAAAUGAAUUCAUUUGUUUUGAAAUGUGUAUCAAAUGAAAAACAAGGUAAGAUGUAAACUUUCCCAGGAUACCCACAGUUGUUUUUGGUCUAUCUGCCAAACCAGACCAUGGAUCCAGUAUGUGCAUCAUAUUGAGCUAUUAAAAGUUUUUUUUUUUUUUUUUUUUUUUUUUUUUUAUGUUCAUCAUAUGAAGCGCUUCAUGGGUCUAUAAAAUGCACAUAUUAGGUGAGAAAGGAAUAUUAAGAGCGCUUUUUGGGUUUUUUUUUUUUGGUUUUUUUUGGUUGCAUUUGUAGACGCUUAAAGGAUUACUUUCCAAAGCAAUGGCACAAAGGUCAUUGCAGUUAUGAUUGUGGCUGUGUCCACACACAUAUAAAAAAUAUAGGCCCUUCUCUAAUGUUCAAGGAAGCCGGCAGGGUGUUCCCUACACCUCCAACUGGGCUGGGAGGUGCAGAUUCAACCAUUGAAACUUAUUUCAUUACGUUUGGCAGAUUGGUCAAAAACAGUCACUUGUAAACACAUUUUAGUUGACUGUUAUCAAUUCUAAAUUACUGUCAUUUAACCAGCAGAAAAGCCUGGUGUGAAAAAAAAAGUAUAACUUUUAUUUGUACAGUCUAAUUAUCCU
Molecule: messenger RNA, 2215 nt
Organism: Polyodon spathula (Mississippi paddlefish)
Lineage: Eukaryota; Metazoa; Chordata; Actinopteri; Acipenseriformes; Polyodontidae
Product: gamma-soluble NSF attachment protein-like
Exons: 12
Coding region: 116-1045 (309 amino acids)
Biological process (GO): intracellular protein transport
Cellular component (GO): SNARE complex; vacuolar membrane
Molecular function (GO): syntaxin binding; soluble NSF attachment protein activity
Source: RefSeq, a predicted model, not a curated record